ACUCAGUCCCCAGCACUCGGCACCAUGCUCCGUCUGCAGAUCGCCUGCUGCUGCCUGCUGGCCGCCGCCGCGCUGGCCAAGCCACAGGCCAAACAAGCGUGGAAGAAACCCAAUUCGAUUGACUUCGAUGACACGACUAUUACCGCUGUACCGUUUGAUGAAAACGGUGUGAAGAACGAUGACCCCGAGCCGCUGCCUAUGGAAAGGGAAAACGGAUUUGCUCGUGAAGUGUAUGAGAUCACUCUAGAGCCUGCAAAUUACUACUGGAUUUCAGAAAACUAUCCGAACAACUACCCAAACAAUAUUGACGUCGGUCUGAGGCUGCGAGGCAGUGCUAACCAGGAGAUCAGCAUCAGCUGUGACCCGUUCCAACUCGAGUACCACCCAAGCUGCGAUUGGGACUAUCUGUCCAUCAACGGCCAGAAGUUUUGUGGCACUAGAACGGUGCCUUCCAUCAAGAGCACGUUGCUGACCAUCGACUUCCACACAGACUACUCGGUGACUGACAAGGGCUUCUACUGUCGCAUCGUGGUGCCGGAGCCUGGCACUCAGACGACCCCGAGCCCCAGCACCGACUGCCAGUGCGGCGUCCGUCAGACCCGCGUGGUGGGCGGCACGGACGCCACCGCCGGCCAGUUCCCGUGGCAGGCCGGCAUCGUCAGCACCGGCAACACCCGCUCCUGGUGCGGCGGCAGCGUCAUCAACAACCGCUACGUGCUGACGGCGGCCCACUGCACCGACGGCAAAGACGCCAGCCAGAUCCAGGUGAUGCUGGGCGACCUGCGCAUUGGCACUACCGACGCCGGCGAGCAGCGCUUCUCGGUCGUCCAGAUCAUCGAACACCCGCAGUACACGAGCGCUACGGGCAGCGGCUGGGACUUCUCGCUGCUGAAGUUGGAUCGCGAGAUCACCUUCAGCAACACCAUCUCGCCCGUCUGCCUGGCCGAGGCCGGCCAGACGUACGCCGACGUCACGGCCAUCGCCAGCGGCUACGGCCGUGUGGGCGCCGAUGAACCUCAGGCUACCACGCUACAGCAUGUUCAGCUGCCCGUCUGGAGCCAGAGCCGCUGCCAGGGCAACUGGGGCACCACGCUCAAGAGCAACAUGAUCUGCGCCGGAGGCUACCCAGAGGGAGGCAGGUCGGUCUGCAUGGGCGACAGCGGCGGCCCGCUGGUGACCGAGGUCUCCGGCCGGUUCCGUCUGAUCGGCGUCGUCUCGUUCGGCCGGCCGUGUGCCUUGGCCAACAGCCCCGACGUGUUCGCCCGCGUCACCGAGGCGCUGACUUGGAUUCAGUCGAACACGGCUGACGCCCAGUACUGCACGGCCUGAGACCAACUACUGCAGUGCCUGAGGCCCAGUACUGUAGCGUCUGAGGCAGAUUCGAACAAUUGAACUAUUGAACUGACAGGACCUGAUGUUCCUACAAUCUUUGCUAUCUGCUUUUGGUCUAGACCCACUUUUCUACUCAACUAUAAGGGGAAAUACAUCGUCGCAACUC
Molecule: messenger RNA, 1498 nt
Organism: Amphibalanus amphitrite
Lineage: Eukaryota; Metazoa; Arthropoda; Thecostraca; Balanomorpha; Balanidae
Product: chymotrypsinogen A-like
Exons: 1
Coding region: 25-1329 (434 amino acids)
Biological process (GO): proteolysis
Molecular function (GO): serine-type endopeptidase activity
Source: RefSeq, a predicted model, not a curated record